AUGCAUAUAAAAUGGUUUUUAAAUAAGAUUGGAAAUAUUAUAAAGACGCAGCCUAAUUUCUAAAAGAUUAAUUCGAUGAAAAGUUUGGAGGAACUUGGCACGUUAUAGUAGGGAGACAUUUUGGGUCUUUUGUAAGUUACGAAUCAAAAUGUAUUAUACUGUUUUGGAUAAAUUAAAUAGGAUUCUUAAUAUACAAAUUUGGUUGAAUUACAUUUUAUUAUAGAGUACAUAUAAAUUGUUUGUAAAAAUGCAUUUUCGCUUUGUUUAAAAUUUGUUAUGUCAUUAAAAAAUACAAAAUAAAUAAUGUAAUAUAAAAAUGUACAAUUUUAAAUUGACAAAUAAUAUUUAUUUAUUUAUUUAUUUAUUUAUUUGCCAAUCCAUUUAAUGUAUUAAGUUUUUUGGUUUGCCUUACAAUUAACUCUGUCAAUUAUAGUUAAAUUUUAUUACAAAUUCUCCUUUUUUAAAUAAUUAUUUGGAUCCUUCAUAAUAAAAUAACUCCUUUAUGCGUUUCUUAUAUUGAAUGCUGUUAUUUAUUAAUUUAACAUUCUACAAUAUUAAGAUCUUCAUAAGUUCAACAAAAUUAAUUUUUUAAGGACUUUUUGA
Molecule: messenger RNA, 603 nt
Organism: Tetrahymena thermophila SB210
Lineage: Eukaryota; Ciliophora; Oligohymenophorea; Hymenostomatida; Tetrahymenidae
Product: transmembrane protein, putative
Exons: 3
Source: RefSeq, a predicted model, not a curated record